AGCAAGCCGCUCGAGAGUGGUUUAGUCGUCGUUGGUCUGCCGUCGAGUAGGGGCAGUCAGUAGCGACAUCUGUACAGUUAUACGAAGAGACGUGCGGUCGCGAUAGGAACGAAAGUAGACGACGAAGGAGUCGUCCGAAUCUCACGUUACGCUAAGAGAAAUCCGUUAUCUUUAUUCGCACGGAAUAAAAUUUCGUUCUUACGUACGUAUGGCGAGCGAAUUCGUUGUCGUCGUUGCUCUCGGUCACGUUCGAUAUCGCGAAGGAACCGUUCGAUAUAUACGAAAAUCUAUGGAAAGUUGAACUCCGUUUCGUUUUUUUUUCCUUCUCUUUUUUUCUUUUUUGUUUUAAUGUGUAGAAUGGACAAGGUAUAAUACAUAAUAUUUCAAUCGACACGCGAUAAUUUUCUCGGCCGUUAAGAGAAGAGAAUAAAAGAAAACGGGGCGGAUUCUUUGUAUCGAAAGUUUUGGAAAGAAAAGGAUCGAUUGUAAAACGGCGAUUUCUCUCUCUUUCUUUCUUUCUUUCUUUCUUUCUUUCUUUCUUUCUUCCAUCUUCUUCCUUACUAACCUAUCUUACCUUUAAAACAAAGGAACAUUUAAAGGAGUGAGAUAGGAACAUUCAACUCGGUAAGAAAACCUUUGUGGAAGAAGAGGUGGAGGAGGAGGAGGAGGAGGAGGAGGAGAAGAAGAAAAGUGUGCUGGAGAAGAUCAUGAUAGACCAUUAUACCGUGAGACGCCAUGACAAAAAAAUGGAUUUUGCACUAAUUGUCUACAACGCUGCGAGAGACGGUUCCCUGCAUCGCCUCAGGCGAUUUUUGGAGCGCCGAGAUAAACAUGAGGUAGAAGUAUUAGUCAGUACUACGACCCAUGGGGCUACACCAUUGGUUAUGGCCUGUAGAAAUGGCCACUACGACGUGGCAGAAUACCUCGUAGUAAAAUGUGGGGCAGACAUAGAACAACCCGGCUCAGUUGUCUUUGAUGGAGAAACCAUAGAGGGUGCGCCACCGUUGUGGUGUGCAGCGGCAGCCGGUCACAUCGAACUAGUGAAGUUGCUAGUACAACGAGGGGCGAACGUGAAUUCGACGACGAAAACAAAUUCGACACCGUUAAGGGCAGCUUGUUUUGAUGGACAUUUUGAAAUUGUUAGAUUCUUGGUCAAGAAUGGUGCAGACAUAGAAAUGGCGAAUCGUCAUGGGCACACGUGUUUGAUGAUAGCAUGCUACAGAGGCCAUAUUGACAUCGCUAAGUUACUAUUAGCUUGGAACGCAGACGUCAACAGAAAAUCAGUCAGAGGUAACACUGCAUUACACGAUUGUGCAGAAAGUGGAUCCUUAGAAAUUCUUAAAUUGCUCGUUCAACACGGGGCUCAAAUGGACGUCGAUUCUUAUGGGAUGACGCCACUCCUGGCGGCUGCCGUAACAGGCAAUACCGAUAUCGUGGAAUAUCUAAUUGGAAUUCCUGAAUUAAUAAAACGCGAGGAACGCAUAGAUGCAUUGGAACUUUUAGGUGCAACGUAUGUUGAUAAGAAAAGGGACAUGGUCGGUGCUCUAAACUUUUGGAAACGCGCCAUGGACGAUAGAUAUCAAAGCGACGUUGUAAUAUCGAAACCAUCGCCUCUACCUCUAGUAGCGGCCUACGACUUUGCUCAAGAAAUAUGCGAACCAGAACAACUGGAUGAGCUAUUGGCAGACCCAGACGAAAUGCGUAUGCAGGCAUUAGUAAUUAGAGAAAGAAUUCUGGGUCCAGCACAUCCAGAUACAAGCUACUAUAUUCGCUACAGAGGAGCCGUCUAUGCCGAUGCAGGAAAAUUUGAUCGGUGCAUACAACUAUGGAAUUAUGCGUUGGAUAUGCAACAGGGGAUGCUCGAGCCUUUAAAUCCGAUGACACAGAGUUCCUUCUUUAGUUUUGCCGAACUCUUCAGCUUCAUGAUCGGUGAGGAAGGUAGACAAACUAGUAGAGGAAGGAGAGUACCUCCUGUGGACAGACAAGAGAUACUUAAAAUUUUCUUAAAGGCUAUAGUAGAAGUUAGAUUGGGCAAGCAAUUAUUAGAUAAAGUUCCACUUAGAGAUCGCGACGUCACAUCUUUAAACAGAAUUUUAUUAAUAACAUUGCAUCUAGCUUGUUUGAUGACGCGCGACAUGCCCACAGAAGGUACAUACGAGUAUGAGGCCAUACAUAAAGCUAUUUACGAAUUGGUUCGAAUCAACGCAAAGGGCAAAGAGGUAAUUAGCCUAUUGCCCCUUAGCAUAUCAGAGGAUCGUGACGCCUUACAAUUAGUACAUAGCGACGACGUCGCUUUGGUAGGAAGGUAUCCGAUCUGCAAAUUUCACUCACCGCACUUGACCACAGCUUUAUUGAAAGUUGGGGCAGAUGUUAACUCGAGAGAUAGGAAUGGGAACACUGCUUUACAUUGGGUCGCCAUGUCGUUACCUUGGCGUCCAGACCUUGCUGUAGCGCUUCUCGACGCAGGUGCUCAUAUCGAUACCGUUAAUAGAGAUAAGAAAACCUUCAAGAGUUUGCUACGCAAUAAGCAAAACUAUUACUCGAUCAGUCCGUUAAAAUAUAUCACGUUGUCGUGCUUAGCGGCUAAGGUAAUCAGAAGGUGGUGUAACGACGAACAAAUCGACGAAGUCGUUCCCGGACAUUUGCAAGAGUUUGUUAAAAUGCAUUAGCUAAUACGAAUACGAAAAAACGAACUGUUUGUUAUCAUCGGAUAUCGCGAAGUUCUCUUCGCUUUAUCGUUUUUACCUAAUAACGUUUUUUCCUUUCUUUCUUUCUUUCUUUCUUUCUUCUUUCCUCCCUCCCUUCCUUCUUUUUUUCUUUUUCCUUUCUUUCCUUCUCUUUUGCGAUAUUCUUAAUAACCCGAAUUAAGCGAACGUUGAUUGAAUCGUAAAGUAGAGAUAUCGGAUGCAUGAUUGAUGAUAACAGGAAUAAUUGUAUUUUAACAACUCUCGCGAAGUAUUUUUCAAAUGCCGAAGAUUUAUGACGCAUUACGUGCCGACAGAGAAAAAAAGUGAAAAUUGUAAAAGAAAGAAAAAUAAAAAGGGUGACAUGACCACAGGCAUGGUCAUAUGAUCGAAUGUAUGAAGUGUGCAGCAUGAUGAUAAACACAAACUCGCGAUGUUUGUGUAGUAACUCUGAUUUCUUUCUUUUUUUUUUCCUUUUCUUUUCUAUUCUAUUCUAUUUUAUUUUAUUUUAUUUUAUCUAAAGAACGUUCGUAAAUUCUUCGAAUUAAUGGUUGGAGAUCAGCGACGAAAUAAUUCAUAGAUUCGAAGAUAAUGUGUUCGAUUAAAGUAUUACGCUUGUCGACUUUAGUGUUGCCAUCCAUGAAUAUUUUUGCCAAGAAUCGAUCGUCGUGCUUCAUAAAAAUGAUACGAGCUUAAAAACAAAUUUGUAAACGUCUUUGCCCAAGUUGAAAGAUCUCUUUGGUAUCGAUAUAUAAUUGACUAUAUAAACGGAACUUUUAAAUAUCGAAUAACACGAAAGUCGUUAAAGAUCGUUGUGAUCAUUGAUUAAGAGAUAUUCGAUUAUUGUGAUUUUCGCUACGCGAUAAACUUGGCAAAAGGCCUUUUCACCCUUCUCCCCUUAUACAUAAGACCCCGCGAUAAAAAAAAAAGCCAUAACUUUUAGAAAAACACCGCGUUGAUAUAUGAAUAUUUUAGCGAUAACGUGGUAAACGUAAUAAUAUUAAAUUAAACUUGUGUACUCUUAGAAAAAGAAAAACGAAUUUUUACCUUCAGUAAUGUAUAAAACGAAAAAUAAAUAUAUGCAGGAUGAGAAAAUUUCUAAUACACGCAUUUUUCCAUGUUAAAGACAUUUGGCGGGAGAUAAUAUUGAUUAGAAAAAAAAAAAGGAAGAAAAAAAAAGAAAUAGAGUCACGUCGUUGAUCACGCACAAAAAAUUUUUCGGAUAAUUUGUAAAAAAGAAAAAAAAAAAUAACUAUUUCGCAAAGUAAUGAGAUAAGAGGACUACGUUAGACGAUGCGUUCGUUCGUUGAUUGUGUCGCUCUUAUUUUUUAACAACCUAUCUAAUAUAUCGAAAUGACGACAUGUCUUUCAUUAAUAUUUUUUCGCUGGAGAAAAUAAGAAAAAAAAAAAAAAGACGAUGAUAUCGCGCGUAUAAUCCAAGUCUGUAACUAUUUACAUGGAGCCUCAUGCUUUUGCGCCAUUGAGAAUACCUUUAUUUCAAAUGUGAUAAAACUUACACGAUAGAUUAAAACUAUAAACAUAUAUACAUAUAUACAUACAUACAUACAUAGAUACGGCAAGAUGCGAGACGUUGUUUAGAAGAGGUGCUUCUUUUUAAUCGACGAACGAUGGAUGCACCUAAUGCAAUUUAGUAUGUAUGUGAUCGUGAGAAAUCCACUAACGAAACAUUUACACUUAUUUAUUUGACUUUUUUUUUUAUUUUUUCUUUUUCUUUUUUUUUUUCUUUUUUUGAGAAAUAUAGUUUUUUUUAUAUACUUUUUAUGCAUUUUCCGUUUGAACGAGUUGUUUUAGCUAGUAGAGUCACAUUCUCACAUAUUUACCUUUUAUGCGGAACGUUGUCUCGAUCCUCUGUGAAAAAAUAUAAUUCUUAUCUUACAUAUUUAUCGAGAAGACUCGAACCGUUUUAUAAUGUAAAGACUGUGGAAAUACAGGUGUGAUAAAAAAAGAAAAAAUAUAUAUAUUAUAUAAUCGAAA
Messenger RNA from Vespula pensylvanica (western yellowjacket), 4679 nucleotides. RefSeq names its product protein fem-1 homolog CG6966. NCBI's taxonomy places the organism in Eukaryota, Metazoa, Arthropoda, Insecta, Hymenoptera, Vespidae. Bases 708 to 2669 code for a protein of 653 amino acids. The record is from RefSeq and is a predicted model, not a curated record. Gene Ontology annotation, cellular component: ubiquitin ligase complex. Gene Ontology annotation, biological process: ubiquitin-dependent protein catabolic process. The transcript is spliced from 8 exons. Gene Ontology annotation, molecular function: protein binding.